AACCUGUAACCCGAGAACCUGAUAACAACGAGAGGGAGAAAAAAAGGGGGCUUUCGUCUUGUGUCAAGCUCAAGUCCAACCCCUGCACUCCUUGGGAAAUGUACCUAGAUAUACUUCUGAUGUUUUUUUCCCUCUCUCCUUGCUUGCGAGCAUGUGCUCAGAGUGAGAGAGAGAGUAAAGGAGGAAGGAGUGACUAAGUGAGAGGGAGGAGAGCAAGGAGAGAAAUAGCGAGAGAGGGGAGAGAGAGAAAGGGGGGAUUAGCAAUAGCCCGCAGCCAGACUUUCCCAAUUUGUUGGUGCUGAGUGCUGCAGUGUGCUGUUCCAGAUCUUGGGUGUUAGGGCUCACUAUUUGGCCCUCUUCGUGGCACUUGACCGUAUAAAGAGACUUGAGACAUUUCUAUGCUCAUUUUUCUGGCAAGAGGGAGAGAGGAACGAAAAGCCAGAGCUAUUAGCGUGGAGCCUUGUGAAGCCAGAAAAAUACAUACCUCUCUCUCUCUCACAUACACCUCCACGAUCUCUCCAGCCUAGGUAGGCAGCCUUUGGAUUACCCCACCUAGUGUGCACGCCGACAAAGCAAGCCAUUCUCUGCCUCUCUGCACACUGAAAGAAAGGACGAUGUCGCACUAAACGUGGAAACAGCAAAAGAAGGAACGAGUGAAAGAGAGGGAGAGAAAGAGACGGUGAGAGAGGAUGGCUACGGCUGUGUAUCAGGUGUCUUCGUCCUGUGUUCCUGCCACUAACUAUGAGCUGGCACCUGGUAACGACAUACCCCUGAAGUAUGUAGAGACUAUGGGUUCAACAAAGUCCACAAAGAGUAUGGAGUCUCGACGCAGAUCAUCAAGGAGUGUGAGUCUGCUGCAGGCCCUAGAGGAGAGCUAUGAGGUGGACCUGGUCUACAUCACUGAGCGGAUCAUCUCCGUCUCCUUCCCCAGCUGCGUGGAGGAGACCAGCUACGCCUCAAACCUCCGCGAGGUGGCCUCCAUGUUGCGCUCCAAACACCAAGACAACUACCUACUCUUCAACCUCAGCGAGAAACGGUAUGACAUCAACCAGCUCAACCCAAAGGUGUUGGACUUUGGCUGGCCAGACCACCACGCUCCUGCCCUCGAUAAGAUUUGCAGUAUCUGUAAGGCCAUGGACACCUGGCUGAGCGCAGACAGUCACAAUGUGGUGGUGAUACACAACAAGGGGAACCGAGGGCGAACAGGAGUGGUGGUGGCAGCAUACAUGCAUUACAGCAACAUAUCAGCCAGUGCUGAUCAGGCCCUGGACAGGUUUGCCAUGAAGAGGUUCUAUGAAGACAAAGUACUUCCUGUGGGUCAGCCAUCUCAGAAGAGGUAUGUACAGUACUUCAGUGGUCUUCUUUCAGGACAUAUCAAGAUCAACAACAAACCCCUGUUCCUUCACCAUGUCAUCAUGCACGGCAUCCCCAACUUUGAGUCCAAAGGAGGAUGCCGCCCUUUCCUCAAGAUCUACCAAGCCAUGCAGCCAGUCUACACAUCUGGGAUCUAUAAUGUCCAGGGAGACAGCCAGACCAGCAUCUGCAUCACUAUUGAGCCUGGCCUGCUGCUGAAGGGGGACAUUCUGCUGAAAUGUUACCACAAGCACUUCAGAAGCCCACAGCGGGAUGUGAUAUUCCGGGUGCAGUUCCAUACCUGCGCUGUGCAUGACUUGGGAAUCGUCUUUGGGAAGGACGAGUUAGACGAGACCUUCAAGGAUGACAGAUUCCCGGAUUUUGGAAAGGUGGAAUUUGUAUUUUCCUUUGGACCAGAAAAAAUCCAUGGUAUGGACCACUUGGAGAAUGGGCCCACUGUCUCAGUGGACUACAAUACCCAAGAUGCUCUAAUCCGCUGGGACUCCAAUGAGAACUUCAAUCAGCAUUGUGAGGACACUAUGGAUGACGUCAUACACACACAGGGCCCUCUCGACGGCAGCCUCUACGCUAAAGUUCGCAAGAAGGAGUCCAUCGAGGGCUCGGUCACUGCCAACGGCCUCUCGCCUGACGCCACCCAACACGUCCUACCUGCCGUCGACCAGGUACUUCCCACGGUCGACCACGCCCUGUCGGUGAGCAGCGACUCUGGCAACUCCACCGCCUCUAUCAAGACUGACCGCACCGAUGAGCCAGCCCCGGCAGCAGCAGCGCAAGUACCCAAAGCAGCCCUUGCAGUGAGCCAGCCACCAGCGACCCAGGAAAAGGUCGCAGACUCGGGCACGGACCCGGCCGUCCAGCCCAUCAGUCCCCAGGAGAAGCAGGAGCUGGAGCAGCUGCUCAGCGGCCUGGAGGGCCCCAUGCACCGCCAGGGCUACCUGUCCUCCCCAUCAGGUGGAGGGACAAGUAUAGGACUAGGAGGAGGAGGAGGGGGAAUACUUCACCUGGUGCCGGCCCAAGUUCACGUGAACGGCCACAACAGCAGAAUGGACAGGGAAACGGAUAUUCUGGAUGACGAGGUGGCACUGCCUACCAGCCAGGAGGGCAACAGCAUGGAUAGCCUGGGCACCCUGUCGUCCCUGGAAGGGAGAGCUACACCGGCAGACCUCUACUAUCAGGCUGAGACGGUCAUCAAUGGGCAGCACGAGGUCACCUAUCUGGAGAGGAGCAUCCCCCCGGAAAAUGCUGUCAUCAAUGUCGCCAUACGCUCACGGGAUGUGGCCGCUCAGGUUCCCGUCACAUUGGUGCGAAGCCUAUCCUCAGCUCAGGAUGGGACAAGCGAGUCCAUCCCCCCAGGGAGCGAUUACAUUUUCAGCCAAAACGGGAACCUGUAUCGCUCGCAGUCGUUCGGUGCAGAGCAGAAACCCCUCCCCAGAGCUCCAGCACGUACCACCAGUAGUCGUGAUGCCGUCCAACGGGGGCUCAAUGUGUGGCAGCAAUAUGGCGUCCCAGAGGAGCCGGUGAUGGACGGUGUCCAUUUUGGCCCUUUUCCACCCUCCAUGCCUCUACAGAGCCACCACAGCCUGCCACAGUUCCCCCACCACCAGACUGCCUCGCAGCAGGAGAUUGAGCAGUCCAUUGAGGCCCUCAACCUGCUGAUGCUAGACCUGGACCCAGGCUGUCCUUUGGGGCAGGUGUCCAAGUCCCUGAGCGCUCCGCCAGGGGAUAAUGGGGUGGUGGUGACCAUGCAACCAUCCUUCUCCCAGACCCAGGCCAGACCCUCCUACCAGGCCGACUCAGCUAUCUCGGGAAGCCAUGCGCCUCGCCUUGCCAAGGUCCCGCUGAGUUCCUCCCCCAUCCAGCUGUCCACGUCACCAGAGCCCUCUGCCGUCCAGAGACCCACAGCCAUCUACCAGCCUGGUCCCACCGUAGUCUCCGUCCCUGGCUUCCUCACUGACCCUUCCAGCCAAGGGGAAGCCUGGACCAGUUCUCCCACCCAGGUCCCCACUACCGUUGGCCAGCUGCAGCUGAAGCCCAUUAACACGUACCCCCCCAGCACAAUGACCUCGUCCCUGUCCCCAGAGCUCCAGCAGAGUCUCAGUGCCAUCUCCUCAUUGCCCCAGCUGAGAGAUGCCGAGCCUGAUGAAGUAUUCAACGUGGAGGGCUUAGUAGCCCAGCGCGUGGCAGAGUACUCAGCCAGAAUGCGAGGCCAGUCUGAGCACCAUCGCUCCCUCUCCCUCUCUGGUGUCCAGUCCCAUGGGAUGUCAUCAGACGAGACAUUGGCCCUGCCCCGUCACCGCACCACCAGCGAAGGACAAUGCCACAAUGGCCACGACGAAAACUUAUCUUACGAACCCCCAGUCCGCUCCCCCAUUCGCUGUGUCUCGCCGGAGUUCGUCAACACCUUAAAUCUGAAUCCUGGGGGGAGGCCCAAAGAGAGACACAUGCACAGCUACAGAGAGGCCUUUGAGGAGUUGGAAGGUGGCUCCGUCAGCCCCACGCCCCUUGUUGGUGGUGAGGUGUUCCCCCAAACCCCUGCCUUCCCCAUCUCGCCGCAAACCCCUUACUUCAACCUGUGCCAAGCUCGUUCCCCUCCAGGCCUGAUGAAGACCCCUCUCUCUGCCCUGGGCCUCAAACCCCACAACCCAGCUGAGAUCCACCUCAACCAGAGUGGCUCAGAGCCGCGGAGCUACGUGGAGUCGGUGGCCAGAUCAGCGGUGGCCGGUGGGGGACCACCAGGGUCACCUGUGACCCUCACCCCUCCAAGAGAGAUCUUGGCCAGACAGACGACCACUGACCCUGCCCCGACCUUCAACCCCCCACUGUCUAGCAGCAGCCCAAUCCACAGCUCAGAGGGAGAGCACCAAUUGGCUGACAGCAGUGCAAACAUCCCCUCGCAAGCGGCCAGUGACUCCGGCUUCCGUUCCCAGCCUUCUGAGGGCGCAUCCCCCACCCCCACUCCCACCUCUGUCGCUACUCCCAAGCCCUACCUCCAGGCCCUGGGAACCCCAUCUCCCUUCCUUCAAGCCCAGGGUACCCCUACCCCCUCCUACCUUAGCUCCAACUCAGCCAACCUGUCCUACCUGUGCUCCCCAACCACCACGCCCUCCUACCUAGGUCCCAAUGGCCUCAUGGGGAGCUACAUCUCCACCGACCCCAGCCCUCCCCAGGCCCAGCCGGAGGUAUCCCCCCGGGAAAGCCCUUUGGCUGUCCACCCCUCACCAGGAUCAGGAAGUCUUCACACACUGCAUCACGACUCCAACAGCCCCUCUCUCCAACAUCGGCACCAGCCCACCAAUCACGGCAGCCCUGUCAUGGGCCACCAGCCCUCUCCUGCCAAUGGCUUUGUGGAGUUUGGGAUCCCUGGGAUGGUAAUGGCGGGAAGUCCUGUGUUGGGCCGCCACCACUAUAACCCGUGUGUGUCCAAGGGGACACAGUCCAGCCCAGUGCUGAGUCGACAGCCCUCCAUGCCCCAGAGGAGCCCUGUCCUGAGCCGACAACCAUCCCUGACGCAGGCCUCCCAGGGCAGCCCCGUGCUCAGCCGCCAGCCCUCCCUCACCUACAGCCAGCCUAUCCAGAGCAGUAUCCAGAGCAGUCCGGUGCUGAGUCGACAGCCGUCCCUCACCCACCAGCAGGGCAGUGGUAAUAGUCCGGUGCUAGACCACCACCCGUCCCUCGGCCAGAUGUCACAAUGCAGUCCGAGUCUGGACCGACACCCUAUGUUGCAUAGUAGCGGCUACACCACCCCGGACGAGAGGCACGGCACCCUGUCCCGACAGAGCAGCUCCUCAGGAUACCACCCACCAUCCACGCCCUCCUUCCCCCUCUCCCCUGCGGGCUACCUGGACGGGGGGAUGAUGAUGGGGCUAAGGCAGGGCAGCCCGGCCCCCCCGGCGCAGGCUCAACCCCAGCUGCCAGAGAAGAGGCGCAUGUCGAGCGGGGAGAGGCCCAACGGGGUGCUCUCUUACGGGACGCUGAACGGGAAAAUGUCCUCACCUAUGUCGAGUGGAGGGAGCACACCCAGCACCAGCUACUUUCAAACACUGCCUGACUUCUCCAAGUUUAACAUGUCUGACGGGAGUCCCGAGACCAGGCUGAAUGUAAAGUUUGUUCAGGACACUUCCAAGUUCUGGUACAAGCCUGACAUCUCCCGUGAACAAGCCAUCAGCCUGCUGAGAGAGAGAGAGCCCGGGGCCUUUGUCAUUCGGGACAGUCACUCCUUCCGAGGGGCCUAUGGCCUGGCCAUGAAAGUGGCCUCUCCUCCUCCCACUGUACAGCAGACCAAGAAAGCUGGUGACAACACUAAUGAGCUGGUGAGGCACUUCCUGAUUGAGACAAGUCCUAAGGGAGUGAAGCUGAAGGGAUGUCCCAACGAACCUUACUUUGGAUGUCUGUCCGCUCUGGUGUACCAGCACGCCAUGACUCCACAGGCCCUGCCCUGUAAACUGGUCAUACCUACCAGAGAUAUCCACGAGGAUGUGCCGGAUAUUGCCACACCAACCAACCCAGCAGCUGAACUCCUCAAACAAGGAGCCGGGCAGAGGGCCCCUGCUGACUCCCAUGCAUGCAAUGUGCUGUACAUCAACUCGGUGGACAUGGAGUCUCUGACGGGACCUCAGGCCGUCGCCAAGGCCAUCUCGGAGACGGAGGCUGCCGUGUCCCCGCCCACCGCCACCAUCGUGCACUUCAAGGUGUCGGCCCAAGGCAUCACCCUGACCGACAACCAGAGGAAGCUUUUCUUCCGGCGCCACUACCCCAUCAACACUGUCACAUUUUGUGAUAUCGACCCUCAGGAGAGAAAGUGGAACAAACCUGAAGGGGGCACAGCCAAGUUCUUUGGGUUCGUGGCUCGGAAGCAAGGAAGCACAACUGACAACGUCAGUCACCUCUUUGCUGAGAUGGACCCCGAUCAGCCCGCCAGCGCUAUCGUGAACUUUGUUUCCAAGGUGAUGAUCGGCUCGCAGAAACAAUGAGCUGAACUUUUGACGAUCCCUGUUUUUUUUCUUUUCUUUUUUUUUUGUUCUUUUUAACCACGGAGGAAAUGUAUGUUCUAUUUUGGAUUUUGUCUGUAUUAUUUUGUUCUGAUCUUGUGUGUCACCUCUUUCCUUCUGAUCUUGUCUUUUACUUGUGAGUGCACGUGGUGUUUACACACGUGUGUGUGCUUCUUGGAAGGACUCCUGUGUGGCGCUAACUAGGGGGAUAGAGGAAGUGCAGUUUGUGGUUGUGGCUAUGUGGGAUGUUGGCUUUGGGGGGCCAUUGUGAUCUCUCUAGCAGGGUAACACAAGAACAGGAAGGAUACAUUUAUGUCAAUGAUGAUGUCAGUGAGCAUGGUUUGUUAAAAAAAGAGAAGAAGAAGUAAGGUUGUGUGACGUAGAAGUGUUAAGCUGUCAGGCGUUUGGACCGGUCAACCAAAGAUUUUUUUUUUUAAGUAGCCAGGGGUGAGUAUUCCACUGUCGGAAGGUCUGUUGGAAAUUAUAUUUUGUAAAAAAAAAAAAUAAGUAUUAAUCAAAAAAAAAUAUUUUAAAUUUUCUUUCUAUAUACAAGUACUGAUACUGUAUGUAUGUUAUUCUUAAAGAGUUUGCAUCUUUGCCUUCUUCGCAAAGCGUAUUCCAGGACAUUUUUGCAUGCUGGUGAGUUGAGUUAAUGUAAAUAUCACGGAGUGCUUUCUGGGUAAGGCGUAGAUGACUUGGGGCCUGAAAUGUUGUUUUUUUUGUUUUGUUUUUUGCUUUCUGUAAUAAAAAAUGGAAAGAGAAAGAAAGAAGCAUACCUGCUCUCUUCUACAUACAGACCAAAUUUGUAAUGGGCAAACACACUGUUCUCCUCCAACUUCCAUUGUUCUUUUCCCCUCUUCUGUUUGACGGAUGGAGGAUAGAUAGAAGCUUGUCCAGUUCAGUCCAACUAUUCACCUACACAGUGGUAUUUUAACCCCAUAAUAUCUUUGGUAGCUGAAAUCUGCUGUUACCCUACUUCUAGACCAACCUGCAAUGUGCACCCCUCUAUGGAGAAAUGUUGGUUAGGCUGAAUGGUUACCCUUUGUGUGUUUAACAUUGAAAAACUGCCACUCCUCUCUGUGCAUGUAUGAGCAUCAUAGAAGAACAGAGUUCACUGCUGAUUUAUGAAUGGCGGACGGGUUUGGGCAAUGAGAGCUUAUGUCCAGGUUGUCACUGCUACAGCAUCAAGCUCUCUCUCUCUCUCUUCUCCUUGGGAAGUUUGCAGAUAUUCUACCCUUGCAACCAUCUUAGUCUAGAUCGAGAAAGGCCACUAUCCCUACACAUCAGCCUGUCAAACUUGUAAGCACCCACAUCAUACCCACAAGUAAGCUAUAUACAUAUAAAUAUACAUAUAUAGAUAUAUAUAAAACUUCUAAAUAUUUAUUUUUUUGCUCUGUCGCUCUGUUAACUCAUAUUACUUGUAUACAUAUAUUGUAUAGUCUACAUCAAGAUUACUGAAAGAGUAAAAAAAAAGUGCAUCAAAAUAUAUAUGGUGUAAAGUGUAUGCAUUUUAAAGCUUGUUCUUGUUGUUUUGAGUAUGUUUUUCCACUGCAUUACUUCGUCUUUGUAGGAAACAUUCUUUGUUAGUUGGGAGAAAGAGCGGCUAGGAAAGUCCUUUGUUGCAAAAGUCAUGGAUUCGUCCUAAAUGGAGACGAUAUUUUACGCUCAUGUCCAAAUGAAAAAUGGAAUGGUCAGACUUAAACACUUAAAUAUUUUCAUGUGAAAUAUCAACACCCAUAUUUGUAGUUGGCAAAACAGUGAGAUGAUUGAAAUGACUACUUCAUGUAAACAGACUUGCUGUGUAUGUUUUCAGAAGGUGUAGAGGCUAAAUAUUACUUCCUUGAUUACAUCCUCAAUCUAUCAUCACAGGUUUAUUAGUAAAUCUCCACCAGAAGUAUUUUCCUGAGCAAUUGCACAUUUUGUUAUAUAGGGCCUACUGCCCUCAUGUGGUAAAACACAUUUUGACUACCCAUUUUGUUUUUACUGUAGAGUUUCAACUGUGAUUUCAGCAAUGGCCUUUAGUAGACACGCAAUACUCAAAUGGCCAGUGCUGAGUUUAAAUGAUCAUUUACUGAAUGAGGAAGACUUUUAUGCCCAAAUAUUAGGGCAAUAUUUUGCCGUUUUUAUUUUGUGAAUGUCCUUCAAUUCAAUUAUGUUUGGAGCAGGGUAGCAAAUGAUCAAAUAUACUCCAGUAAAAAAAUAAAAAUACAUCGCACUUAUAAAUGGGAUUCUGUCAUGUCAAAAUACACAGAAAUAGUUUGCAUGUUCAGUCCACUUCUUUUAACUCAAUGUUUUGUAUCAACUACGUAUGUUCUGUUCAAGCUCAAGCUCUUCUCCCGUGGCUUCUUUGCUUGUUCAACUAUUCACUCCUCUUCAACGAGAAUCGUAUUUAUUGUGUUGAUAGUCACAACUGUAACAAUAUAUGUGGCAAAAAAACAUGGUAGAUUCUGCAUUUGUGUAUGAUCAACCUGUGAUAAAUGGUUGUGGAGUAAAUCACCCUCUACCACAAAAUGAAUGUUUGUCAACAAAAACCAAUUGUGUAAGACGUCUCCUUUGAUGUAUGUGUGCCCACUUUGAGGAAAUCGCCUAGACUUAACAUGUGUGAAUGUGCUACUAUGCCUGUACAGAACCUCUAUGUAUUUUGAUUUGCUUUACGGUAUGGCUUUUAUUGUUUGAGAAGAAAAAAAACACAUUAAAAAGUAAUACAAAUCA
Messenger RNA from Oncorhynchus keta (chum salmon), 9074 nucleotides. It is a transcript of the gene tns1b, whose product is annotated as tensin 1b. NCBI's taxonomy places the organism in Eukaryota, Metazoa, Chordata, Actinopteri, Salmoniformes, Salmonidae. The transcript is spliced from 31 exons. Gene Ontology annotation, biological process: fibroblast migration. The record is from RefSeq and is a predicted model, not a curated record. Gene Ontology annotation, molecular function: protein binding. The coding region runs from base 690 to 6344 and encodes 1884 amino acids.